AAUUGUCAGAUUUGCUCGAUUUCUUUCGAGUUGUUUGCGUCACAGUUUUUUUUUGUGUUGGUGUUUGUAUAUACGUAUGUAAGUUGACAGUUAAUCUUGGCAAUCAUAAGAUUAGGUUGUUAUUUAAUUUAAAAAAAAAACAAUAUGGAUCAUCGAAUUUGUCCAUUAAUAUUAUCAUUGACCAUCAUAUUGUUGAUAACAAAUGAUUGCCAUGGACGAUUCUAUGGUCGACCUUUUGUUGAUCAAGAUCUUGAAUCAACUAAUCCGAUUGAUAUGGAUGAUCAAUUAGAAGCACAAGGACGAUUAUCAUCAUCAUCAUCAUCGGGAGCCAAUGAGCUUUUAUAUUUGACUUCAAAACAUGCUAAAGAAAAUCGUGAAUGGGCAUUACAAGCACAAAAACAUCAUUUUGAUCAACUGUUAGGUCAAGUAUCCGGUGUAGCUGCAACUAAAGAUUUUCUUUAUAUAUUUCAUCGUGGAAAUAUUACCUGGGAUCAAAGCUCAUUUAAUGAUGAUAAUAUCUAUCAACAUCAAGAUCGACCUGUCAAUGUUGAUACAAUUGUGGCUGUCGAUUUAGAAAAUGCUGAUGUUAUGUUUUCCUGGGGAAAAGAUAGAUUUUAUCUACCACAUGGAAUAUCGGUCGAUCCACAAGGAAAUCUUUGGCUUACCGAUGUUGCAUUACAUCAAGCAUUUCGUUAUAAAAAUAAUAAUUUUGAACAAGCCGAUCUAGUACUUGGUGAACGUUUCGUACCUGGUUCGGAUUCGAAUCAUUUCUGUAAACCAACGGAUGUCGCUGUUGCAUCGACAGGAACAGUAUAUAUUAGUGAUGGAUAUUGUAAUUCCCGUAUUGUUGUUUUUACUCCGAAUGGACAUUAUGUUACAGAAUUUGCAAAUAAUGAUAAUCUACGAACACCACAUAGUUUAGCAUUAUUGGAGAACGAAGAUUUAAUUUGUGUGGCCGAUCGAGAAAAUGAUCGUAUUAUGUGCUAUAGUGCUGGAUUGACUAGUUCAAUUUCAUCGGAUGUUAUAAGACGUCCACCUGGUUUAUUAUUAUUUGAAUUGGAACAAAGUGAACUUCGAAAAGUAUAUGCAAUAGCUCAUUUUGGUGAUGUUAUUCUUGCUUUGAAUGGUGGUCCACAAUCAACAGUUGGUAUUUCGAUUGAUUUAGGCACCGAACAAAUAGUGGAUGUUUGGUCACCACAAAAUGGAUCAUUUUAUGAUGCACAUGAUUUAAGUUUAACACCAAAUGGACGAACAUUUUUUGUUUGUCAAUUAUCAUCAACAUCAUCAUCGUUAAAUAAUAAUCAAUCAAAAAUUUUAAAAUUUGAUCUCGAAGAUUAUCCAGUAUUCAUAUCGGAAUGAAAUAUAUCAAUUUCAAUUGAUCAUCAUUCAAUAAAUCAUUCAUACAUUCCCCUUACGAAACAUUUUCCCAUAUUCUUGAUCUCU
Molecule: messenger RNA, 1443 nt
Organism: Dermatophagoides pteronyssinus (European house dust mite)
Lineage: Eukaryota; Metazoa; Arthropoda; Arachnida; Sarcoptiformes; Pyroglyphidae
Gene: Pal2
Product: Peptidyl-alpha-hydroxyglycine-alpha-amidating lyase 2
Biological process (GO): peptide metabolic process
Cellular component (GO): extracellular region; membrane
Molecular function (GO): catalytic activity; protein binding
Source: RefSeq, a predicted model, not a curated record